Cercopithifilaria johnstoni is the source of this 2604-nucleotide messenger RNA. Lineage: Eukaryota; Metazoa; Nematoda; Chromadorea; Rhabditida; Onchocercidae. The record is from the annotation of a GenBank genome assembly.
AUGAUCUGUUCUCCGAAGCCUACUUCUCUAUCCACUCUCGAUGUCUACUUGCGCGUCUAUACAGGUCUCGUUCGCACGCGCGACUAUGCAGGCUUUCUUUGCAUGCACGAUCAUAUAGGUCUCGCUUGCGUGCGCGAUCAUGCAGGUCUUCGUACACGCGCAAUCAUACAGAUCUUGCUUUCGCGCGCCACCAUGCAGCAAAUCUCACUUGCAAUUGUUUUCGAACAAAGUUUAUGGUUUUGUAUAUUACAGGAAUUUCGGGUUGCUAUUAUUUAUGGUUGGACUCAGUUGCAAAGAAAUAUUGUUCCUGUUAAAAUCGGUGACAGUGAAUGCAUGAGAAAAGCUUACUGUCCAAAAGACGAGGUGACAAUUCUAUUAAGACCGGAAAGUCGAACGAAACCACCAUUGCUCUGUUUGAGUAAUAAAAGAUUGUUCGAUAGUUCGAAAUUGGUAAGAGGAUUAAAUAUCGCUAUUUUGAAUAGUGACAAAAGCGUGGCCGGUGUACAUUAUUUAAGCGUUCAAGAUAGUGAUUUUUCUGUUAUGAAGUUGUUGGCACAAGUACAUAGUUAUGAAAUUAUAGUGGGAACUUCGUAUGGUGACGUUUCAUCGAAGAUCUCGGCUGAAACGCGGCAGUUAUUGCGUUUGUUCGGUCUGUCACUUGCGCAGUACAAAACACAGAGCAGCAUACUUUUUGUGGGACAAUUAGGUCUGCCAGUUCCAGCAGCUUUUGAAAAGGUCGUCUCAAUGGAAAUAAUAGAGCCGAAAUAUUAUGUCAGAUGUUUGAAAUCACCGAUGGGAGAACUGUCAAAUGUUACGAUACAAGUACCGGAAGCACAUCAUAUCGAUGAGCAUGUUGUUGCUCAACUAUCAGCUGUAAAAGGACAGAAAACGAAUGUAAAAUUGGGUGAAGAAUUACCUAACUGCGGUCAUUCAGAGAAUUGUUCAGAAGAUGAAAUUCCGAUGCUUUUUUAUUCGGGAAAGGACAAAGAUGAUUCGCCUCAGUUGUGUGUUAAUGGAAGGUUAAUAAUAGAUCGAGAUCUGAACUCUGCUGGUCGUGGACUGAAUUUGGUUGUAAUUGAUUCCAAAACUCAUCAAGUAAUGCGUACUGGGCACUAUGAUACUUAUCUUGAAGAUAGUUCGGGAUUAGUUUUGUUUUUGGAGCAACUAUCACCCGGAGAGAUUGUUGCUGUAAUCAGUUUUGAUGAAGCAUCGAACAGCCUAUCAGACAUGGCAAAACAUGUUUUCUACGAGUUAGGUUCAAGCCUUAUAUAUCGCUUGAAAUUUCGUGCUUCAUGGUAUUUCAUUGGGCAGAAAGGAAUUGAUGGUUACACACCAUUCGAGGAUAUGAAUUUACCAUCUGGCAAUGACUGGGCUAAACCGAUUAGACAAACUAUUUGUGUACCCUCAUUGUUGGAUGGACUCAAAACAGUAAAAAAUCGUUUGCCAAAGGCCCAAAAUAUGCUGCGAAGACAUUUUUGCUCACGGUACGAUGGUUAUGAAGACUUUUGUGACGAAAGCCGCCUCGAUGUCCCAUUAGUACCACGUAGUGGUCAGACUCAUAUACCAUCGACUGAUCCCAUUUAUUCGGUUCCAAUAUUACUAGCUGGAGGUUUGAAUAUGAAUAAUAUACGUCUGUGCUUGGAAAGCAUUUACGAUCAAGCUGGUAUUAAUCCGCAAAACGUUGUUGUUGCAUUUGAUUCCAUUUAUGGUGAAAUAUCAGAUUUGAGUGCAUUAUUUCAUGUAAGAGCUUUGCCAAUCAACAACUCCGCUUCUUAUAACGAUUUCGUGCUGGAGGGUAUCGAUCACAUGAUGACCCUGUUCCCACAUACACCAUGUCUAAUUGUUAUUGAAGAAGACAUGGUUUUGUUACCUGGUUUUUUAUAUUUCCUUGCGCAGCUAUUGCCACACUUCUUGAAGGACAACACUGCGAACUUUAUUCUUACGCUCAACGAGAACACUGUUAAAAAUCGUGGUGUGGAUGUUUCUUCCGUAUAUCGUAUUGAAAAUGGUGCUGCAGCUGGUGCUUACAUGUUGAAAAAAUCGUUUCAUGAUAAAUUUAUAAAAAAUCGACAGUGUUGUGAAAGAACGAAAUUUGGUUGGCUGAUUUCCGUUAUCUCAUAUAUAGCCGCUGCAUCGCGUGUUGAACAUAUCAAAACACUUGAUUUGAUUGCGUUGACGAAAGGUAAUGAAGCGCCAACGGAAUUACCUGAAAAUAGUGAUAACCAUUUGCUGAAUGGAGAUGAAAAAGUUGGAAAUGCAGAUCGAUUAAAUGAAGGAAGCUAUGACGCGGAAUUGAGAAAAAUUGUUGAUAGUGGUCGAAAAUAUUAUGUGAACGGUUAUAUUAAUUGUCAUGACGAUAUGUUCAGCGCACAUGAUAGGAGCGAUUCCAAUACUACUGUUCUUUCCAUUGUUAUUAUAUAUGAUGAAAGUACGAGUGCACUGUCACAAUUAGCUCGGUGUUUUGAUUUACAUAUUACGAAGAAUUAUCCGUUAGGUUCAUACAAAGGAAUCACACGAUUCUCAACCACAUACUCAUCGUACUUGCUGGUUGCAAGCAAUAGUCCUUUUCUUGUGAAAUCUCAAAAUCUCACGUCGACAUCGUAA